UUCUACCCGAACAAAUAGCCUAAAAGAUAAUGGCUCUUACAACGCUUGAUGGUGUCGCUCUUGUGACAGGCGCAGGAUCUGGGAUUGGGCGCCAGCUUUGCCUUGCCUAUGCCCAGGCAGGAUGCAGGGCGAUUGCACUGGCUGAUAUCAAUAUCGAGGGUGUGAACGAAACUAUUUCCUUGAUACAGGCCCAAGGAUAUCCGGUGGAGACCCUGGCAUUAGAAACGGAUGUCACAUUGGUGACAUCUGUACAGAGCAUGGUUUCGGAGACGGUGAAAUCCUUUGGACGCAUAGACUACGGGAAUGCAGCUGCGAAUGUCGCCGGCAUCACAACGACUGCCAGAGUGCCCACGGCCCAGUAUCCGCACCAAGAGUAUAACAAGCUUCUGGAGAUCAACACAAAGGGUACUAUGAUUUGUAUGCAGGAGCAGAUCAAAGCCAUGCAAAAACAAAGUCCAACCUGCACUCCGGGAAUCGACAAUCCACUGCGAGCACAGAGAGGAAGCAUCGUCAAUAUUGCCUCAGUCACCGGAUUCGCAGCUUUGCAAAAUAUGAUGCCAUACAAUGUAUCAAAGCAUGCCGUCAUAGGACUCACGAAAUCGGCGGCGGUUGAUCAUGCCCCAUCGGACAUUCGUAUCAACUCAGUGUGUCCAGGCAUGACUGAGACGCCCAUGGUUGCAUCUGGGAAAGUGUCGGUCUCUCCACCAACCACACGUCGAGGCUGGGCAGUGGAGGGGAAUGGACGGCACAGACUUGCUAUCCCUGAGGAAAUUGCUGAUGUUUGUAUUUUCUUGAGCGGGUGCGGGGCUAGCUAUAUGUCAGGAUCGCCUGUUACCGUUGACGCCGGACAUUUGGCAGCAUUACGGUAUGACGGUAAAUUGUCCCACAACCUGUGA
Aspergillus eucalypticola CBS 122712 is the source of this 896-nucleotide messenger RNA. Its product is annotated as SDR family NAD(P)-dependent oxidoreductase. The record is from RefSeq and is a predicted model, not a curated record. Lineage: Eukaryota; Fungi; Ascomycota; Eurotiomycetes; Eurotiales; Aspergillaceae. Bases 30 to 896 code for a protein of 288 amino acids. The transcript is spliced from 3 exons. Gene Ontology annotation, molecular function: oxidoreductase activity.